Messenger RNA from Fusarium oxysporum Fo47, 891 nucleotides. RefSeq lists its product as uncharacterized. The transcript has a single exon. The record is from RefSeq and is a predicted model, not a curated record. The coding region runs from base 1 to 891 and encodes 296 amino acids. Lineage: Eukaryota; Fungi; Ascomycota; Sordariomycetes; Hypocreales; Nectriaceae.
AUGUUGUUCCUUAGUACUUUGGUUCUGUCUUUUGUAGCAGUCGGCUAUGCCACGCCCCUUGCUAUCAGGCUGGACAACACCGAGCCUCCAGAGAACGCUACAUUCGUCCAGUGCUUCGAAGGCACCACGGACCCCAUCUGCCUCAAGAUUCGCGGACCAUCUUCCGAUGUCAUCACGGAGAUCGUUCACCCUGAUGGAACCGUCGAGGUCCAUCGUAACAAAUACACCCGCGAGCAACUGAAAGACAUCCGUCAUAAGAACAAAGUCAAGAGCGUCAAACACAAGCCCGGCCACACUGUCCGCGAUGGAUCUGCCGCAUUCAUCAGUGACCUCACGAAGAGAGAGUCUGGCCCUCGAAUCUGCAAGAGCGAGACCCAGCGGUGGUGGGAUCAGAACGACUGGGGCUACUGGUACCAAGCUUGGCACCAAGUUGGCAACUGCUUCUACUGCAAUCAGUGUACUGAGGCCAUUGCAGUUGGCUUCUCCGUUUCUCAAACAUGGACUGUUGGAUUGAGCGCCAAGUUUGGCGAAGUUAUCGAGGCAUCUUUUGAGUUCUCAUGGGGUGAGACGCACACUCUGACUGAUACCCGAACAUGCCAGUGGAACAAUGUUCAGUCGGGGUGCCAUUCUAUUUGGUACCAGCCCUUGAUGUCUUAUCACAAUGGAUACGCGAACUAUCAGACACAUACGCACUGUGGCGCUGGUCAGGGCCAAGGAGCCUCAGAUUCUUAUUACGACCAUAAUUAUGCGUAUGCCAACGUCAAUCAGAUCGGCAACAACAAUGGGGUCAACCAGGGCAAUCUGGGGUGUGACAGUGGCUGUCAAGGUAAUGAUCAUAGGCAGUGCCAGUACGGAAACAAUGGUGGUUCUCUUUGGCCCAAUGCCAACUAG